Lactuca sativa (garden lettuce) is the source of this 687-nucleotide messenger RNA. RefSeq lists its product as uncharacterized. Lineage: Eukaryota; Viridiplantae; Streptophyta; Magnoliopsida; Asterales; Asteraceae. The record is from RefSeq and is a predicted model, not a curated record.
AUGCCUGCUACAUCAAACACUGAUAAAGAUGCUUUGGAAAAACCCUUUGGCAUCAACAACGUACGUGCUUACGUACCCCUCACGCUCGAUCUCAACGAGCUUAACUAUGACGCAUGGCGUGGGCUUUUUGAAGCUCUUUGUCUUAGUUUCGGUGUGAAACAUCAUCUUGAUGACCCGGCCCCAACAAACCCGUGUCCCGAAUGGGAGAAAAUGGAUGCUCUCGUCAAACUUUGGCUCUAUGGCACUCUCCACCCCUCUCUUCUUCAGAUGAUACUCAAGAAGGGAUGGACAGCUAACAUUAUGUGGACUAGCCUUGAAAGUCUUUUCCGUGAUAACAAAGACGCCCGGGCAAUCGAACUUGAAAAUGAUCUCUGCUCGAUUGAAAUUGGUGACCUAUCAAUCGCCGCCUACUGCCAGAAAAUCAAGGUGACAGCCGAUCUCCUCUCCAACAUCGACCAACCAGUUCUUGAAAAGACCUUGGUUAUGUACAUGAUUAAUGGACUUGGCGAAAAAUUCGAUCAGGUUGUUGGUAUUAUUCGCCAUCAACAACCGCUCCCUUCCUUCUUUCAAGUUCGCUCGAUGUUACUACUUGAAAGAUCUCGAUUGGCCGGUCUGCGCCCUACUCACGGUUCUCACCGUGACAAUAGCUCUUCCCCCUCCGCUCUCGUAACCAGCUUCGGGCAAUAG